This is a messenger RNA of Trifolium pratense (red clover), 2133 nucleotides long. Its product is annotated as probable carboxylesterase 18. The transcript has a single exon. NCBI's taxonomy places the organism in Eukaryota, Viridiplantae, Streptophyta, Magnoliopsida, Fabales, Fabaceae. The record is from RefSeq and is a predicted model, not a curated record. Bases 353 to 1357 code for a protein of 334 amino acids. Gene Ontology annotation, biological process: pollen tube growth. Gene Ontology annotation, molecular function: carboxylic ester hydrolase activity.
ACUAACGUCCAAUCGUUGGACCAAAUAUGUGGUGAUAAAAUUUGUUAGAUUUAACUAAAUCAAUUCAAAGGUCCUACUCGGUUAUCAAUGUGUUUCUCACCUUCUUUUGAUCAGAUCUUAUCUUCAUGUUCAUUGCCGCAAUUAGUAUAUUAUACAAGGCGUGCAUGAAAACACCACAUCCUCACUCCACUAUGUCCUUUCAAAGUUAGUUAGAUUCAACUUUAAGACCGUUUGGUGUACUAUUCUACUUGUCAAGUUUUGUUCUCAAAUCAUUUCUUCAACUAUAAUUAGAGUCACCAUACAAAGAUAGUUAGCUCAACACAACAAAUAAUAAGUACCAACCACCACCACCAUGGCCUCUAACACCAAACCAAACCUUCCAUGGAAGGUGACCUCCCUUAUGUCCAUUCUCAAUGCAAUUAACGAUAUCACCGGUCGUUCCAACGGUACCAUCAACCGUUGCCUCCUCGCCCUCAUUGACUUGAAAAUUCCUACCAGUCAUAAUUUCAAAUCCAACGGUGUCUCUUCCUCUGACGUGAUUGUUGACUCCACACGCAACCUCUGGUUUCGCCUCUUCAUCCCCUCCUCUACCUCCAUUGUUGCCGCAAAAUCUCUCCCCGUUAUCAUAUACUUUCACGGGGGCGGCUUUGCCUACAUGUCUCCAUCUUCUAUCUUAUAUCACUUAUUUUGUCGCUUUCUUUGUCGUUCUUUUCAUGCUAUUGUUGUCUCUGUUAAUUAUCGUCUUACCCCUGAACAUCGUUUUCCAUCCCAAAAUGACGACGGUUUAGAAAUCCUUAAGUUUCUUGAUCAAAAUGGUGACAUUUUAGGAAAAUAUGCUGACACUAGCAAAUGUUUUUUAAUGGGUGAUAGUGCUGGUGGAAACGUGAUACAUCAUGUCGCAGUUCGGGUUACCUCGGAAAAGCUCCAAGUUUUGAAGGUUAUCGGGUUGGUUUCAAUCCAGCCAUUUUUUGGAGGAGAGGAGAGGACCGAGUCCGAGAUUCGACUAAAAUGGGUACCCGUAUGUUCAAUGGACAAGACUGAUUGGUAUUUUAAAAUGUUUUUACCGGACGGGUCGAACCGGGACCAUGAAGCGAUUAAUGUUUGUGGGCCUAAUGCAAUUGAUAUUUCAAAAGUGGAUUACCCAAACACUCUUUUGUUUGUUGGUGGGUUUGACCCGUUAGUGGAUUGGCAAAAGAGGUAUUAUGACUGGUUGAAAAAAUCUGGAAAGGAAGUGGAACUAAUCGAAUAUCCAAACAUGAUUCAUGCUUUUUAUUACUUUCAUGACUUGCCAGAGACUCGUAACUUAAUCUCUAAAGUAAAAGAUUUUAUGGUGAAGCAAAUGGAUAAUAUGAGUUAAGGGUUUAAACAAUUUCAAAAUAUUUUGAAAAUAUUUUACACCCUUUCUUUCUUAUUAUAAAAAAAUAUUUACAUUUUAGAUUCAAUAUAGCUAGACUAUAAUUUAGUCUAGAUACGUCAAUUUUAAAAUAAAUUUAAAAAAGUAAACAUUUUCUUAUAAUAAGAAUCGGAGAUAAUAAUAGUAAGUUAAUUAGGUUGUGUUAUAGCCGCCACUCUUUCAACAAAAUCCUAUUUUCUCUUUGUUUUUUUCUUUUUCUUGUUCAUCUAUUAGGGAUGGUUGAUUUAUGAUCAAUUUUGAUCUGGAAUUAACUCUCUUUAUCAUUAUUUUAUUUCUUUUUAUUUAAAUAAGUUAAUUCCACACAAUUAAAUUGCGUUUGAGUUUUUUUCUUUCGUUAUUUCUUCGUCCGGUGUUGUUUUACUCUCAUUGUAGUGUGGAAUUGUUUGUUUUGAUUUUUUAUCUUGGUACAGUGUUUGUUUUGAUUUUUCGAUUUGUUACGGUGUAUUUGUUUUGUUUAGAUUUGCUUUGAUCCAAAUUCAGUGCAGAUUCAAUAACUUUAGCAUCAUCAAUGACUUUCCCGAUCAUUUGAAUUUUGUAAUAUCAAUUGUAGACUUUUUCAUUAAGUCAUUUUAUGCUAUUAACUCAGAUGUUGUGAGCAUAUUCGUAGAUUCAUCAUUUUAAAAUUUUAACGAACUUGAAUGUGUAAUGAACUCGAUUGGUGUACUUUACAAAUUUGAAUGAAUGAAGAUUGUUGAUUUUAUAGUAUAAAAAAGUUAUGC